AUGAAGUCUACUUCGGUUUUUUCGCUCGUUUCCCUUCUGCCCCUCCUUGACGGCGCGCUGGCGCAUCCCGUCAAGAGCAACAAUGGCAUCUGCAAGUUUGAGCAGCGCAACGUCCUCGCCCGCAGCGUACAGCCCAUGAAGCGUCAGAACGACUCCACCUGGAGCCCCCCCUCGGAGCUCGUCACCCCCCUGAACGAGGUCUGGGAGCACGAGGUCAGCACCUACAGCGACGCCCUCGGCUUCACCAACUACGGCUUCGACCAGGUCAUCGACGCCAAGGGCAAGAUCAACUACUGCGUCCGCUGGGACUCGACCCAGUCCGUCACCGCCACCCAGCGCACCCAGAUCGAAGCCGCGGCCAAGAAGUCGUUCAAGAAGUGGAUCGACGCCCUCGCCGGCUUCGACGGCUGGCCAUACGACACGGUCGAGGUCGACGUCGUCGGCUGGGCCGUCCGCGACAAGUCCCUCCUCGAGGACGCCACGGGCGUCGAGGUCUACACCACCACCGACGCCGACGGCAUCCCGCAGUGCGACGAGGGCUGCGGCCGCUUCUUCCACCAGGACAACGACUACAGCCAAUGCGCCGCCGGUGCGGACCGCCACUACGACAUGUCGCUCUGGCUCACCGAGGGCAUGGACGGCGGCGCGGGCGGCGACUGGGGCCAGCGCAUCGGCUCCGAGUAUUUCCUCCAGACGAUGAACGACGAGAACGUGCACAUCCUGCUGCACGAGAUUGGCCACACGUUCGCUCUCGACGACUUCUACGACUGGACCCCGACGGGCGUCAGCAACUUCAUCAUGUUGGCGGGCAGUUCCAUGGAGAUUACCGAGUUCGACAAGUGGAUGGCGAGGGACUGGUGGAGGAACCUCAAGUCGAGGUACAGCCUUUGA
Messenger RNA from Diplodia corticola, 891 nucleotides. Its product is annotated as cellulose-binding family ii protein. The record is from RefSeq and is a predicted model, not a curated record. The coding region runs from base 1 to 891 and encodes 296 amino acids. The transcript has 3 exons. NCBI's taxonomy places the organism in Eukaryota, Fungi, Ascomycota, Dothideomycetes, Botryosphaeriales, Botryosphaeriaceae.